UCUCACUCGGAGUGUUGGAUGAAGUGGCAGUGGACCUACAGUCAAUUAAAAGCAAAUCUGCAAAUGCAUCCUAUUGUUUACCAGCGAUGAAGAUCUUUAUUAGUUGAACUGCGUAUGCUGUCUGUGAACAAUUCCACAGGUAUCGAUUUCAUUCGAUUUCAAUUCAUGCAGCCAAUAGCCUACAUUUUACAACCAAACAGAUUAUUACGCCACGAUAACAAUGUAGCAUUUCUUUACCGUUUUUUGGACAUAUAUCUUAAUUUAUACAUUAAAUAAGCUCCCAUUGUUCAGAGAGUAUGAAAUGAACACCCUCCGUGUCCCGUGGUAAUUUGUGGGUAUUGCGCAGUGGCGGGCGGCGCCGGUGACCUGUUCGUCUUAAAAAUCAACGCCUUUGCGUAGACACAGUUACAUGCGCCUGCAGAAAUAUACAUUUGAUUACAUUUUGGAGAACAGACGAUCCAUCAUUUGAUCAAUGUUUGUGUUCAGAUGUUCAGCGGUUAUGAGCGCGAGCACAUGUAAAGAGUUUUCUCUCUUUCUUCUUUCAAAUGUAGCUGUAUACGUUAGUAUUAUACAAAGCAAAGGACAUGCAAUGAUAUUUGGGCUACAGAUGCCAGAAAUAAUGUUUGUCUCUUCUGUGUUUAUUGCAAAGACAUCUGCAAUAAACUGCAGAUAAUUAUGAUAAUAAUUUAAAUAUCUAUCUAAAUAAUAACAUGCUAUUGUAUUGUUGUAUAUAUUACAAAGUAACUAGCAACUGGCUACUUGAGUAGUUUUUUCACUGAAUACUUUUUUACUCUUACUCAAGUAACUAUUAAGAUUAUUACUUUCACUUUUACUUUGAGGAAAUAUUUCUAUAAGUACUUGUACUUUGAGUACAGUUUUUGGAUACUCUACCCACCUCUGCAAAAAUGUCAUCUAGGAGAAAUCACUUGUUUAAGUAGGCUGGGAACUGCACUAGUCUAGCAUUCCACUGCGAGGCAGUAGAGUGCUCCUUUUCAAUCAUUUCAAUGCUCCAGAUUCAGGCCAGUGGAUCCCAGUCAUUCAUCUGUGCUCUUGGGAAGCUGGAACAACGCUGCGCAUUACGCAGAGGAGCGACACACUGCUAUUACCAAAGUGACCUGCGUGGUUUUCCCCUCUUUUGCCUUUAGUUUGAAAGGACUGCCAUGUCCAAACACAGCAAAGACAACAGUUUACUCUUCAUCUAAAAAACAAUAUUAAAGGAAUGAACCGCGUGCCGUUUGGACAGGUGCAUCCCAGAUCACCACCACCAUCAGAAAAAUUUUCUUACUGACUCUCUGUGAAAAUGGAUUACCAGACGCUGGAUUUCAUGCAAAUUCUGUUUCCAAACUGACUGUGAAGGAGAUCUCUCCAAACUCAACUGACCAUGCACUGGGACAUGAAUCUGUUUAUGUAACUAUGGAUAACUAACCUGCCUGUACACCCAGACUGCUAAACAUGAAACCCCUUUGGAGUCCUCAGUUUGUAAUGGUGAUAUUGAAGUGCGCAAUGGUCAUGUUUCCUGGAUUCCUGCAGGGCGUCACAGAGUCCAGAUGUGUUGGUCGUGCUUGCAGCCCUCCUAUGGGUAACUUGGCCAGUGGCAGGACCCUUUUCACGCUGACUAGCUGCUGCACUAAUAGCUCUUCCUGCUUGGCAACCCAGCCACGCUGUCUAGCAGAGCUUCAUCCUCCUGCCCUCAUGGCCGAUGACCCAUUUAUUCAUCCAGAUACCUGGUGGGGCUCAGCGGCAGCCACUGGAGAAAAGGAAGAAAUCCGUCUUGACUUGGAGACACGGUUCUGCAUGAGUCACGUUGUGAUGUUGUUUCGUUCUCCACGUCCUGCUGCUAUGAGGUUGGAACGCUCACAGGACUUCGGCCAGACCUGGGAGACACUAAAGCUGUUUGCCAGGAACUGCACUGAGAUGUUUGGGCUUCCUGAUGAUGUAAGUCAAGCAGGAGCUGUCUGCACUUCCAGAUAUUCCAACGCGGUACCGUGCAGCCGAGGAGAGAUCAUAUUCCGAUCCAUAGGAUCGAGCAGUGGGAUUGUCGAUCCCUACAGUCCUGAGGCACUGUCCCGUCUGACAGUAACUAACUUACGAAUACAGCUUUUAAAAUCUCAACAGUGUCCCGUCUCGAAGGGGCAGCGAAGCAUCCCGGAACAGUCAAAUCCGCCAUUUUUACCCACAAUUCACAGCAAGAUGCUGGCUUCUCCCACACCAAGUUCUGAUCCCCUGGAUUCAACCCCAUUUGCGGUGUACUCUCUUUUGGCUAAAGGGGCGUGUUUGUGUCAUGGCCAUGCUGAACAUUGCCUUCCUGAAAAUGAAGGACAAGUCAGCCUGCAACCCAGUAAUGUGGUGUCUGGCAAGUGUGUGUGUGCCCACCACACAGCGGGCGAGCACUGCGAGAGGUGUGCCCCGCUCUACAACGACCAACCCUGGAGAGCAGCCAAUGGAAGCAGCGGGGAGAGCAACCCAUGCCAGAAAUGUGAAUGUCACGGCCAUGCAGAGAGCUGCCACUUCUCCCAGCGAGUUUGGCUGUCCACAGGGGGCAGUAGUGGGGGCGUCUGUGACAACUGCCAGCAUAACACUGUGGGCCGCCGGUGCCAGCGCUGUCGCCCUGGAUACCACCGCCACCCUGCCAGACCCCUCAACUCCCCGCAUGCUUGCACACGAUGCUGGUGUGACCCAGUUGGUUCGGUGCCAGUAUAUUUUGGCGACGAGACGCCAUGGUGCCAUCCUAGAAGUGGACAGUGCCACUGUAAACCUGGUGCGGGGGGCACCACCUGUAGCCACUGUCUACCAGGGUACUGGGGCUUUGGAGAGGAGGGCUGCAAACCAUGUGUGUGCCCCUUGACCUGUGACCCCAUCACAGGUCAUUGCCUAGACAGCAAAGGCAGUGUGAAGCUUUACAAUGUACCAAUUGGUGGGAAAAUUCCUGAACUGUCCCACUUUAAACCUCAAGAGGACGAGAGGGCGUGGCCUAAAGAUCUCGCCGUCUCUGCACUGUAUUAUACAGGGAAGUGCAGCUGUAGGGAAAAGAAGCUGAAAAGUGUGGCUGAUCUUUGCAAGAUGAAACAUGCAUAUGUGAUCAAAGCCAGUGUGCUGUCAGCUCAUGAUAAAGGCACACACGCUGUUGUCCUGGUGAAGGUGAGGAAGGUCUUCCGUUCUGGAAAACUGCCUCUCUCCCAGGGCACACACAGUCUGUACCCACUCUCUUGGACCAGCCGUGGCUGCACCUGUCCCAUCCUCAACCCAGGUGGGAAUUAUCUACUGGCAGGUCCUGAGGAAGUGGACUCAGGGAGGCUACUGGUCACCAUGCAGAGUCUGGUAGUCCCUUGGACCCCCAUCCUGGGCUUUCAGGUCACAGAAGCACUGCAUCAGGGCUGCCUAUGAGCACAACUUUACCCAAAUGUACAGUAGCACAACACUAUGGAAGCUUGUUUCUGCCAAGGAAUAAAACAAUAAAAAAGGUAAUUGUGACUUCUCACAAUUCUGACUUUUUUUUUCCUUGCAAUUGUGAGUAGAUAUCUUUUCCCAGAUAUUUAAGAUAUAAACUUGUAAUUGCAACAAAAAAGCCAGAAUUUUAUUCUCUGAAUUGUGAGAUAUAAACUCCCGAGCUGACUUUUUUCCUCAGAGUUCCAAGUUUAUAUCUCACAAUUCGGACUUUAGAAAUCACAAUUGCAAGUUUAUAUUUCUCAAUUUUGAGAAAAAAAGUAAGAAUUGUGAGAUAUAAACUUGCAAUUGUUUUUUUUUUUCUCUCAAUUGCAAGUUUAUAUCCCACAAUUUGGACUUUAUAAUUCGCAAUUGUGAGUUUAUACAGUAUCUUGCAAUUCUAACUUUAUAACUCGUAAUUGCGAGUUUAUGUUUCCUUGACUUUUUUCCCUCAGAAUUACGGGAUUAUAUCUCACAAUUCAGACUUUAUAACUUGCGAGUUUGUUUGGGAAUUCUGAUUUUAUAACUCGCAAUUGCAAGUUUAUAUUUCUCAGUUUUGAGAAAAAAGUAAGAAUUGUGAGAUUGUUUUUUCUCUCAAUUGCAAGUUUAUAUCCCACAAUUCGGGCUUUAUAAUUCGCAAUUGUGAGUUUGUUUCCUUGACUUUUUUUCCCCCUCAGAAUCAUGGGAUUAUAUCUCACAGUUCUGACUUUAUAACUCACAAUUGCAAGUUUGUUUUGAAAUUCUGAUUUAUAACUCGCAAUUGUGAGUUUAUAUUUUUUUCAAUUUUGAGAAAAAAGUCAGAAUUGUGAGAUAUAAACUCACAAUUGCGUAUUAAAGUCAGAAUCGUAAGAUAAAAAGUCACAAUUACCUUUUUUAUUUUCUGGCGGAAACAAGCUUUCAUACAUCACUGCCCAAACUUGAAAGCCCUCACUUGAAAUGAUGCCAUUGUACCAAAGCAGGCAGCUGGAUCCUAAAUGUACCAUGACCACCGGAUGCAACUGAAAAGGAAUGUGGGUAAUUACCAGAAGAAAUAUUCAUGAAGUAGUUGCAUGGCAAAGUGCACUGAAUAGUCACUUAAAAUAAAUAUAAUUGUCAUACAAAACAAGUUGGGCUUAGCUCUUCAAAAACAACUGUUCAUUUAGGAGGCCGUUGUCUUGUGGACGCUGAAUAAUCAAUGCAUAAACUCAGAACAUGGAUAUGGCAUUCAUAAGCCUGAUUGGACUGUUUUUGUACUUAUUCCUCUGUAGUUAUUAUAGUCAUCAAAAGACUCUCUAAAAUAGUUUCUUGAAUAUAUGAAUGGACACAUGAUAAAUAUGAGCCAGUGAAUCCACAAGGACUGCAGGCAGCAGGGCAUUUUUGUGAUUCAUUCAUUCACACUUUUGUAUUUUAUUUGCUUCUUUGCUUAUAACAUUUCAGUUAA
Messenger RNA from Ctenopharyngodon idella (grass carp), 4843 nucleotides. Its product is annotated as netrin-4. Gene Ontology annotation, molecular function: protein binding. The transcript has 10 exons. NCBI's taxonomy places the organism in Eukaryota, Metazoa, Chordata, Actinopteri, Cypriniformes, Xenocyprididae. The coding region runs from base 1453 to 3384 and encodes 643 amino acids. Gene Ontology annotation, cellular component: laminin trimer. Gene Ontology annotation, biological process: basement membrane assembly; substrate adhesion-dependent cell spreading; cell migration. The record is from RefSeq and is a predicted model, not a curated record.